GUAUAUUCAUGUGUAUUAACUAUAUUAGUUAUCAAUAUACUCGUGCGCGCGCGUGUACGGCGUACAAUAAACAAAAUGGACUUGUACGGAAAAGAUAAAGGCAACGUCAGUUUGCCCAAGCGUCUACAACCUCCCGAUUUUGACGAAACCAAAUUAGAAAACGUCAUCAUCAAUACGCAAACACGUUUUUAUGACUUGAAAAUUGCAGAAACAAUUAAAAGAAUUCAAAGAUUGGAAGAACGAAAUACAGAAUUGGAAGAUACUUUAAAACAUACAAAUCGAUAUAUUAAAACUUUAGAAGAAGAGAAAGCACAAGAAAUAUCCACUUUAAAUUCGCAAUUAUCUUCUUACUUGGCCAGAAUAGAGGAAUGCAAAGAGCAAAUGGGUGCUCUUGAAAAAUCAAUGAUUGACAAUAAUUUUGCUCAUACUGUCAAACUCGGAAACAUCGAUGAAAAAUACAAAAACACGCGGCUUGUGCUGAUUUCGCAACUCAAAUUCUUGAAUGCCAAAAUUAAUGUUUUGGAAGAUUACAAAUCGAAGCAGUAUAUUCUGGAAAAGAAAUUGGAUACGCAAAAUCAAUCAUUGGUUCACGAAAAAGAACAGAUGGCAACAAUCUUACACCAAAUUGAAUGGAAAUUCACGAUUGAUAGAAAAAAGUAUAAAUAUGUGAAUCCCUGGUUUUUCUUUCAUAUUACAAAAAAAAACAUUGAUAUUCACUUUUAUAUUUAAAUGCAAAAAAACACAAAUAGAUUCAAACAAGAAUUAUACAAUCGCUUAGUGGAUAUGGCUGGUGUGUUUCAGCUUGAAACAGCUCAUCACAUGCCGUAUACUAUAUCCAGAUUGCUUUCAGAGAACAUAGCUAUAAACAAUUUAUUAUCAAUGAUCGAUAAAAGCAAGACUUCCAAAGAACAAGCCAACGCGCUAUGCGUAAAUAUGAUCAAGAACCAUAAAAUAAAAAUCGACAAUACGCGUUGUAACGCGAAACGAUUCACAGUGGCGGACAAACUGACAAAGUCUACGAUUGCAAUGUUGCGGAAAAUCCCAAAGAAACCGUAUAUUGAUAAACUUAAACUGAUCAAACCGACAUAUCUCACGGAAGAAGAGUACAUGAUAAACAGAGACAAUGCUAAUCUUGAAGCGAAAAAGUGCGAGGCACGCAUGAAGCAUACGGAAGUUGCGCUUUAUCGCGAGAAAGAGAAACUCAUUAUUGCCGAUUAUCAGAAGCAAUGGAUAUCCGAUCAAAUCCAAAUAC
This is a messenger RNA of Pseudomyrmex gracilis, 1252 nucleotides long. RefSeq lists its product as uncharacterized. Bases 76 to 729 code for a protein of 217 amino acids. The transcript is spliced from 5 exons. NCBI's taxonomy places the organism in Eukaryota, Metazoa, Arthropoda, Insecta, Hymenoptera, Formicidae. Gene Ontology annotation, cellular component: ciliary basal body; cilium. The record is from RefSeq and is a predicted model, not a curated record. Gene Ontology annotation, molecular function: microtubule binding.